Messenger RNA from Eimeria tenella, 4734 nucleotides. RefSeq names its product DEAD/DEAH box helicase, putative. Gene Ontology annotation, molecular function: ATP binding; nucleic acid binding; RNA helicase activity. The coding region runs from base 1 to 4734 and encodes 1577 amino acids. The transcript has 10 exons. The record is from RefSeq and is a predicted model, not a curated record. NCBI's taxonomy places the organism in Eukaryota, Apicomplexa, Conoidasida, Eucoccidiorida, Eimeriidae.
AUGCAUGCAGCAAAUGAGGGGCCUGAGGGCGGCCCCGAGGGUGUGCAGAAUGCCGCAGCAGCAGACGGCGCCGCAGCAGCAGCUGCUGAAGACCUGAAUGCAGCAGCAGCAUCUGCAGCAGCACUAGCAGCAGAGGCAGCAGCAGCAGAAGCAGCAGCAGCAGAAACAGCAGCAGCAGAGGCAGCAGCAGCAGAAGAAGACGCAGCAGCAGACGCAGCAGAGGAAGAGUUUGGGCAGGAGGAUUAUGACGAUGCGAGCUCUUUUUACGACCUGAGUGCUGCUGCUGCUGCUGAGUUCCUGCAGCAGCAGCUGCAGCAGGGAGCAGCAGCAGCAGCAGCAGCCGCAGGAUCCCAAUCGGGGGAGUACCGGCUGCUGCUGCAGCACAUGCCGGAGGGCCCGGAAGCAGCAGCAGCAGCAGCAGCGCAGCGCAGCAGCAACCUGCUGGGGAGGUCCGCAGACGUGCAGCAGCAGCCGCGGCAGUUCUCCGCGUGGGAAGCAGCAGCAGCAGCAAAAGGAGGUGCAGCAGCAACAACAGCAGCAGCAGCACUGAUAGGGGCGCUGCUGCCUGCGGGCCCGGGGAGCCUGCCGCCGGAGGCGGCGGAGCCGUUUGCUGCAGUGAUGGCCGCAGCAGCAAACGAGACUGCAGCAGCAGCAGCAGCAGCAGCAGCAGCAGCAAAACCCCUCGUCACUUUCCGAGAUCUUGGAAUUCUCCCCCCACUUCUCAAAGCCCUAGCAGCUGAGGGUUUUCAUUACCCCACUCCCGUGCAGGCUGCUGCACUGCCUGUAACCCUCGCGGGGCACGACGCAGUGGUGCAGGCCAAGUCAGGCACGGGGAAGACAGUGGCAUUUGCUUUGCAUGCGCUGCAGCUGCUGCUGAUUGCAGCAACAACUGAAGCGCCAGCAGCAGCAGCAGCGCCCCCAGCAGCAGCAGCAGCAGCAGCAGCAGCAGCAGCAGCAGCAGCAGGAAACUUCUUCGGCUUCGCUCUCGCCAUCGCUCCCUCUCGAGAGCUCGCCGCCCAAACCUGCAGCGAAAUCCAGGGGCUUGGGUCCCACAUUUUGCAGUUUCACGUGACUGUCUGCUGCUUGCUUGGAGGUGUCUCCACAAAUGUCUCUGUCCACGAGCUCGCGAAGAGGCCCCAAAUCAUUGUUGCGACUCCCGGGCGUUUGCUGCUGCUGCUGAACCUCCGCAAGCAGCGCAGGCGCGGCCGCUGUCUUUGCGCCCAGUCGAAGAGAGUGGCUGAAGCAGCAAAGGCAACAGCAGAAGCAGCAGCAGCAAACGCAGCAGCAGCAGAGGAGUCUGCUGCUGCUGCAGCGGGGGACGCUGCUGCUGCUGCUGCUGCUGCGGCUGAGACGGCGCAGCAGAACGCAGAGAACGCCGCGCUCUUUGCUGCCAGCGCCCAAGCAGCAGCAACAGCAGCAGCAGCACUGUGCAGCUGCAGCAACGUUUCGCUGCAGCAGCAGCUGCAGCAGCAGCUUCGCCUUGUUAUUCUGGAUGAGGCCGAUCUGCUGCUGGACAACUUUUUCAGAGCGCAAACCAAAGAGAUCCUGGAAAGGGUGCUGCGGCCGCGAGCGCAGCUAACUGCAUACUCAGCAACGUUUGCCCCGCAGCUGCUGCACUACCUUGAGAACGAUUUGCUGCAGGGCUCGGAGAGGCUAGUUGCUGCUGCUGCUGAUGAUGAGCAGCAGCAGCAGCAGCAGCAGCAGCAGGAGGGAAAUGUGCAGCAGCAGACACAGCCAAGGGAGAUCCGCCGGGUGUUUCUUUGCUCUUCCCGCGUGCGCUUUGCGCCUAGCCCGAGCCCAGACAGCAGCAGCAGCAGCAGCAGCAGCAGCAGCGCGGCGGGUGGGGCUAGCUGCGAGCCCGGGGGCGGCCAGGAGAGCGACGACAGCAGCAGCAGCAGCAGCAGCGACAGCAGCAGAGACGCAGAAGAACUUUCAGCGCUGGAGUCUCUCGAAGCAGAAGCUGCUGCUGCUGCUCAGCGGCAGGCGCUGCUGAAGCUGCAGCAGCAGCGGAUGGCCGAUGCUGCUUUGCCGCCCCCGGUCCCCUCAGGGAUAAUAUACGGGCUAAUGGAGCUGCCCCUGGAGAACUCGGGGCUGCGCACUUUGGGGCUGAAGCUGCAGCUGCUGCUGCAUGCAAUGAGCCGCAUAUACUUUCGACAAGCUGUGGUUUUCGUCAAUGAACCCGUCGUCGGAACUCAUGUGGCUCAGAGCCUCCGGCGCCUCGGCAUUACCGCCGUGUACACGAGCGGCAGACUGCCUCAGAGCGAACGAAACAAACGCGUGGCGGCCCUCAAGAGGUUUGAGUGCAGGGUCAUGGUCUGUUCCGACCUGAUGAGCCGCGGAAUCGACGCAGUUGGCGUGGACUUCGUCAUCAAUUUCAACCUGCCCAUGGACAAGGAGACGUUUUUGCACCGGGGGGGCCGUGCGGGGCGGUUUGGCAGCUGGGGGGUUUGCUUGUCUCUUGCUGCAGCAGAUGAAGCAGCUAGCUACAGAUAUAUAGCAGCUAGCUACGGGAUAACAUUGCAUCCUUUGCACCACAUAGAGCAGCUGCAGGAGGCGCUGCUGCCGGACGUGCGGCGGCUGCGUGCUGCUGCUGCUGCUGCUGCUGCUGCUGCGCCCGCCGACGCCCCCGCGCGCCGCCCCGUGGGCACCCCGCAGCAGCAGCAGCAGCAGCGCCUCGUGUUGCUGCGCCCCAGCAGCGAGAGCGACGAGGAGGAGCAGGAGAUGACUCCGCAGCAGAAGCAGCUGCUGCUGCGGGACAUAGAGCAGCUGCAGCAGCAGCAGCAGCAGCCCGAAAGCUGGGACGACGUGCACCAGCGCAUGCAGCAGCAACUCGUGGCCGAGAUGCACUUGAAGAGGCAGCAGCACGAGAUGGAGCUGCGCAGGCAAGAAAGGCUGCAGCAGCAGAUGCAGCAGCAGCAGCAGCUCUACGAGAUGGAAGAGCAGGAGUACGAGCGCGAGCAGCAGCAGCAGCAGCACAAGCGGGAGCAGCACCAGCAAGAGCGGGAGCAGCAGCAGCAAGAGUGGCAGCAGCACCGGCGAGAAUGGGCGCGCCGGCAGCAAGAAUGGGAGCGGCAGCAGCAAGAAUGGAAGCAGCAGCUGCAAGGCCAGCAGCAGCGGGACUCGCAGCUGCAGCAGCAACAGCAGCAGCAGACCAGGCAGCAGCAAAACCCAGCAGCACAUUCCGCCCCCAGCAGCAGCCGCAUAGUGAGGAGGCUGUCAGCAGAAAGCCAGACGAGGGAUUAUGAGCAGCAGCAGCAGCAGCAGCAGCACGAGGAGCAGCAGCAGCAGCAGCAGCAAGAGCGGGACUCAAGCUUUCCGCUGGACCGUAUGUCUUCGCUGCCUUGCCAUUCUGCUGCUGGGGCUGCAGCAGCAGCAGCAGCUGGAGUGGCAGCAUCUGCCGAUCAGGAAGCAGCAGUAGCAGCAACCUACAUUUGUGCGCUGCCCACAACUCCCAUAGCAGCAGCAGCAGCAGCAGCAACUGCAGCAGCAGCAGAAGACUCUCGUGAAGUCUCAGCGGACGACCGCCCCUCUGCAGCAGCACCGCUGCAGCCCAUCCCUGUUCUAGGCUGCUUCCUUCCGGAUAAGCUGCAGCAGCUCCAUCUGGAUCGGCAGCAGCAGCAGCACCAGCAGCAGCAGCAGCAGCAACAGCAGCAGCAGCAGGAGCCGCCCAUGACUCUGCAGGUGCAAGCGGUGGGCCGCUGCGCUCUUCACUGCUGCGCAGACGGAAGCAGCAGCUGCAGCUGCAGAACAGAUUGCCUGCACUUGGUGCUUGAGUGCCGCGAGGCUGCAGCAGCAGCAGCAGCAGCAACAGCAGCAGCAGCUGCUGCUGCUGCUGAGGAGGCAGCAAAAGCUCGACGGCUGCUGUCCCUCUGCGUCUCCCACAGUCUCCAAGAUGUGACAGUGCUCCGGCCGCAGCUAGCUCUUGACGGGGCUGCUUUGCAUGCAGUGGUUGCUGCUGCUUCUCCAGGUCCUGCUGCUGCUGCUGCUGCUGCUGCUGACGCUGCUGCUGCAGCAGCAGGCUCCUGCGCAGCAGCACAAUUUGUGGGGCGCGAAAGCCAGGGGGCAGAACCGCUGUCUCCGGUGGCGUUUGUGCUGUUCAGACACCUGAGGCAGCCGCAGCAGCAGCAGCAGCUGCAGCAGCAGGUGCAGCAGCAGCAGCAGCACGCAGCGACAGCAGCAGCAGCUCAGAUCAGCGCCCAAGAGACCCUCCGCGCCCACAAGCAGCAACUCGAGCUGCUGCUGCACCACAGAAAUAGGGAUAUGGAGGAGCUGCAGCGCAGGCAGCAGCGGGAGCUGCAGCAGCAGCAGCAGCACUGCAACUGGCAGCAGCUUCAGCAGCAACUGACGCAGCACGAGCGCGAGAUACAGAAGCUGUGGGAGCGCUACCGGCGGCAGCAGCAAGACGUUAAGAAGCAGCAGCAGCAGGAGCUGCAGCAGCAGCUGCAGCAGCUGCAGCAGCAGCUGCUGCUGCAGCACUUAGCAGCACGUGCAGACGCGCCGCAGCACUUCGUCUUAGCGCUUCCCGCCCAGCAGCUGCCGCGGCUGCUGGUGGCUCUAGAGCAUGCUGCUGCUGCUGCUGCUGCAGCUGCUGCAUGCCCAGCAGCGAAAGCUCACGGGCCCCCGCAACCGCUGCCUUCUUUUUCGCUGCACGAAGCAGCUCGCUGGUACAUUUUUGUGCAGCAGCAAAGCAGCCGCGGGAUUGGCAGCAGCAGCAGACUGCAGCAGCAGCUGUGA